CUGUCCUUUGGACGCAAAUAACCAAAUAGAGAGUCCACGUCGGACGACUAGUUUAGCCAUCAGUUGAUGUUCCAUCUGAGAUUUGUCACCCAUACACCUAACUCUCUCACCUUCUACAACACAACAAUGAAUCCCCUUCCUUAUAUACUCUUUCUCCCCAAAUUUCCCUCACAAAAUUAGGGUUUCCCUCUCAAUCAGAAACCUAGUGGAGAACUGAAUCACUUUCUGGGGUUUUUAUCUACAGAAACUCGAGGCUUUUUUUUGUUUUGGUUCAGGGUCAAUUUGGGAACUUUAAAAUCCAGCAUUUUCCUAAAGUUAUGUCAUCGUUCGGAAUGCAGUGUUUGGAGACAGAACCGGAGUUAAACAGCAACGUUGUAACGAUCAAUGUCGGCGGCCAAAUUUUCCAGACAACCAAACAAACCCUAACCCAAGGGGGCCCCAAAUCCCUCCUUUCUCAACUCGCUGAAACGACGUCCAAACGUUUCGUCGACCGUGACCCAGACUACUUCUCCCUCCUCCUCUCUCUCCUCCGCUCCGGCACGCUCCCUUCCAAAGUCAAAGACUUUGACCUCCACGACCUCAUCGAGGAAUCCAGAUUCUACGGCCUCGAAUCCCUGUUGAACAACUCUUUGACCAAUCCAUCUCACUUUGACGCUUUUGCCCUCCAAAAAUCGUUAAUAUUACCCUUGAACGGCCGCGACUCGCCUUCCACAAUCGCCACGACGCCGUCCGGAACCGUGCAUGUGGCCCACGGUAGCAAGAUCACUUCUUUCGAUUGGUCCUUGACUAGAAAGUCAACGAUUUUGACCCAAUUCACAGCCGUCGAUUCCUUGCUUGCAAUCUCCCCGGAUAUCGCGGCGGCCGGGGCAACCGACUUCUCGGGCCUCCAGAUUCUCGAUCUUCAAAACGGCUCCGUCAAACAAGUCCUAAAUUGGGAAAACGUGACCCGUUCUGGUUCAACGGUGCAAGCCAUUGGUUCAUCGAGCGAGUUCUUGUUUACAAGCUUCGAAUCUGGUAGGAGAAACUCGAAUUCAAUUAUGGUUUAUGAUUUGAAUACUUUGAACCCUGUUACUGAGAUUGGUCAUAACGAGAUUUUUGGGGCUGAUCUUGAUUCAGCCAUCCCAGCUACAAAGCUGAGAUGGGUUACAGGUUAUGGGUUAGUUAUGGCAUCCGGGUCGCAUAGUGGGUUAUCGGGUGUGUCAGGUAACAUUAAGUUUUGGGAUAUAAGGUCUGGUAAUGUUGUUUUUGAAUUGAAGGAAAAAGAUGAUUGCUUUUCGGAUGUUUGUGUUUCGGAUAAUUUGAAUGCAAUUUUUAAGGUUGGAGUGAAUUCUGGGGAAGUUUUUUACACGGAUUUGAGGAGUUUAGGGAGUGUGAGCGAUGAUGCUAAUGAUAAUAGUAAUCCCUGGAUUUGUCUUGGCAAUAGCAGGAAGGUUGUUAAUGGGAAGAAAGAAGGGUAUGGGUGCAAAAUUGAGAGUCAUGGAAAUCAAGUGUUUUGUAGUAAAGGAGGGGAUAUCGAGUUGUGGUCUGAGGUUGUGAUGGGUUCAGCGAAGAUUAGUGAGGGUCCAUUGAAGGAGAGGAGGGUUUUUAGAAAGAAUUUGAUGGGGAGAGUGAAAGAUUUGGGAGGGUUGAGGAUAACCAACUUGGCAUUUGGUGGGAACAGGAUGUUUGUGAUCCGGAAGGAUCAGCAAGCUGUUGAGAUUUGGCAAGGUUCAACAAGAGGGAUUUGAUCUUCAAAACCUUUGGUUAGAUGUUGCAUACGAGAAUAUUGAUCAAACUACAAGUCAGUAAAUUAUUUCAUUAGUUAGUGUGUAGUCUGAUACUGAUGCAGAUAGGACUGUAAUGUAUCUUGUAAUUGUUUAUAUGUGGUUCUUGGUGAUUGAAUUCAUACCAACAAUUGAUACUGUAAUAGUGAAUCAUAAAUGAGAAAGUGCAAGCCUUUGCUGUUUAGUCUAUCAAUUUUAGGCCUUGUGCAAAAUUUGUGGUGAA
Molecule: messenger RNA, 1986 nt
Organism: Theobroma cacao (cacao)
Lineage: Eukaryota; Viridiplantae; Streptophyta; Magnoliopsida; Malvales; Malvaceae
Product: BTB/POZ domain with WD40/YVTN repeat-like protein
Biological process (GO): protein homooligomerization
Molecular function (GO): protein binding
Source: RefSeq, a predicted model, not a curated record